CCUCCACACACCACUUGACAAAAACCAUCUUCUUCUUCCUCGAAUUUCUUCUUCACACCUCUUAAUCUUUUCGCAAUCUUAUUCAUCGCGAAUACUUGACCCGAUCAAUUUUUAUUCAACUCGUCCGAAUUCCUUUGCAAAUUUUUCAAGAUGUCUGGAGAAGCCCCAGUUGAUGACUCUCAAGUAAGAUAGAAUUUUGUCUUUUCUUUUGUGUGUCGACUUCACCCCGCACAUGAACUCUUUCCCCACCAAAAUUGGCUUUGCGCGCAUGUCGUCCGAAAUCCACGACGACGAGGACGAUAAAUCUUGAUAACUAACUAUUUUCUCUUUUACAGCAUGAGCACACCUUCGAUUCUGCCGAUGCUGGUGCAUCCGCCACCUACCCUAUGCAAUGUUCCGCCUUGAGAAAGAACGGAUUCGUAGUCAUUAAGGGCCGCCCUUGCAAGAUCGUCGACAUGUCUACCUCCAAGACUGGUAAGCACGGUCACGCCAAGGUCCAUUUGGUCGCCAUCGAUAUCUUCACCCAAAAGAAGCUUGAAGAACUCUGCCCAUCCACCCACAACAUGGAUGUCCCCAACGUUUCCCGUAUUGAAUACCAAUUGGUAAGAAUAUCUGGUUAAAUUUUGGUAUCCCCGCUGACGAGCAUUCACAGCUCGAUAUCACUGAUGAUGAUUUCCUUUCCUUGAUGUCCGAGGGAGGUGAUCUUAAGGAUGAUGUUAAGUUGCCAGAUGGAGAGGUUGGACAAAAGAUUCGUGCACUUUUUGAUUCCGAGAAGGAGACCAGUAAGCAACACACGCCCAGAGAAACUUCAAUACACCACUGACAUACUUGCCUUCUAGACGUUAUUGUCCUCACUGCCAUGGGUGAGCAACUUGCUAUCGAUGGAAAGGAGGCACCAAAAUCUGGUUAAAUAUUUUUCAAACAAUAUCCGACCUGGAAUUUCGCAAUAGCAUGGGUUGUUUUGUGUGUAGAUCUGUUUGCUGGAAGGUCCUUUACAUUUAGAGGAAUGUAAUGCUUUCGGAUAUCUACAUUCUUAUGGUCUACGUUGGGCGAUUUGAUCUACGAAACCUUGGUCACACUGGUUAUCUUAUCUCUUCUGGCAGUCCCAAUAUCAUAAUUCCAUAGCAUUUUACUGUGUGCUUUUCUAUGAUAUUGCUUGACCGGCGUAGUCAAGCGGGUAUGCUACAAAUUCUCAAAAAAAUUCUACGAAGUUUGUUUCUUCCCAAUUAAUC
Molecule: messenger RNA, 1232 nt
Organism: Sclerotinia trifoliorum
Lineage: Eukaryota; Fungi; Ascomycota; Leotiomycetes; Helotiales; Sclerotiniaceae
Source: the annotation of a GenBank genome assembly